Messenger RNA from Dendronephthya gigantea, 1668 nucleotides. RefSeq lists its product as uncharacterized. The transcript has a single exon. Lineage: Eukaryota; Metazoa; Cnidaria; Anthozoa; Malacalcyonacea; Nephtheidae. The coding region runs from base 1 to 1668 and encodes 555 amino acids. The record is from RefSeq and is a predicted model, not a curated record.
AUGAGUCCUAAGAGCGAGGGUAAGCAUGACGAAAUACCCAAGCCUAAUGACGAAUGUAAAAACGUACCCAAUAACACGAAUGUGCAUGUGACUACUCCUAAUAGUAACUUGCAUGCUGGAACUGGUAGCCUGGUUGCCUUGCAGACUGCACGUGGCGUUUUAAGGGGGGAAAGGGUGGUUAAGGUGCGGGUCCUCUUUGACGCGGGAAGUCAUCGUUCCUUUGUUACUUCCAAAGCAGCUGGUCUCGCGAAUCCCAGGGGUAUAAGAAGGGAAUUGUUAGGAAUUAAUACGUUCGGUCAAAAAUGCGUAAAAGCCGAGCACAGGGAAGUGGUUGAAUUAAAGCUUGAACCUCUUAACGGAAAUAAGGUUAUCACACUGGAAGCAUUUGUAGUGCCGGAAAUAUGUAGCAUAGGAAAUAGCCAUGUAGAGAUAGCGCGGAGGGAGUAUAAACAUCUGGAAGGUAUAUGGUUUUCAGAUGUUUCUAAGUCAGAAGAUGAGUUAGAAGUAGAUGUUCUGAUAGGGGCAGACUACCUUUGGAGCUUUCAGACAGGGACAACCAAGAGAGGUAAAUCAGGAGAACCUGUUGCUAUAGAAACAGAAUUAGGGUGGGUUUUAUCAGGACCGCUGAGAGUACAAGACAUUGAGAGAGCGGAGCCAGUCCAAGUGAAUUUUGUAGCACAGAGAUUGAGUAGUGAAGACAGUUUGGAGAGUAAUGUGCAAAAAUUAUGGAGUUUUGAAGGGUUAGGCAUUAGUGAGGAAGAUAAGGUACAUGAAGAGUUUUUAGAUGAAAUAUCAUUUACAGGAAGUAGAUAUUCAGUCAAACUGCCCUGGAAGGAGAGCCAUAAGAAGUUGCCUGACAACUAUGCAAAUAGCUUAAGUAGAAUGAAGGGUCAGCUGCGACGACUGAGGAAAGAGCCAGCAUUGUUAGCAGAGUAUGAUUCUAUCAUCAGAGACCAGGUAGAGCGAGGGAUAGUGGAGCCAGUAUCUGCAUUAGAGAAGGUUGAAAGGGUUCAUUAUUUACCACACCAGGCAGUAAUUCGCAGGGAGGCAGUGACCACUAAACUCCGGAUCGUCUAUGACGCAUCAUCCAAGGAAGGUAAGUCUGGGACAUCGCUUAACGACUGCCUACAUGUUGGGCCUUCUCUCAAUCCAUUAUUAUACAGCAUAUUAAUACGGUUCAGAGAAAAUAGGAUUGCUUUAGUUGGUGACAUAGAAAAGGCAUUUUUGAAUGUUGAAGUAGAUAAGGCGGAUAGAGAUUGUUUGAGAUUUUUGUGGGUCAAUGAUAUAGAAAGUGAUAAGUUGGAGAUAGUUGUUUAUAGGUUUUGUAGAGUAGUUUUUGGAGUGAAUGCAUCACCAUUUCUACUGAAUGCAACCUUAAGGCAUCAUUUAACAAAGUAUAACGAAAUCGAUGCUGCAUUUGUAAGAAAGUUGCAGGAAAGUUUUUACGUUGACGACCUGGUCAGUGGUGAGAGUACGGUAGAGAAGACCUUUGAACUUUAUGAUAAGGCUAAGACAAGAAUGGCACAAGGGGGUUUUAGAUUAAGGAAGUGGUUGACCAACAGUGAGGUGUUAAGGAGUAAACUAGAGAUUCACGAAAAAGAUCAGGGUUCGUCAGAACAAAGCAUCAAUGAUCAGGAAACAUAUGCUAGGUUAUCUUUGGAGCAGUAG